Messenger RNA from Phytophthora infestans T30-4, 597 nucleotides. RefSeq lists its product as uncharacterized. NCBI's taxonomy places the organism in Eukaryota, Oomycota, Peronosporomycetes, Peronosporales, Peronosporaceae. The record is from RefSeq and is a predicted model, not a curated record. The transcript has 2 exons. Bases 1 to 597 code for a protein of 198 amino acids.
AUGUCUCGAGCCAAAGUUCUUCAUCUAGCGGCGCGCAGCUUCCUCAACUACAACCAGAUCAUCACGCUCGACAGCGCUUCGUCUCCGCUAAGCCCCUACUUCACUCGCUGCUCGACGCUACGAGAGCGGGUGUACAUGUACCUGGUAUGUCUAAUUCCACCAGACCAGACCAUUGACCUCGCAGGUUUCCUUAAUGGCGCGAGACAAGCUGCGCACGCCUGGACCAGCAAGUUGGAAGCGCAGCGAAUGACAUUGCGCCUUCCUGUCGGUACCAAAUUUAAGCUGGAGAAGCUUGAGGUGCACGAUGUGAGACUGGCGGGGGCAGAGUAUGAAUACUCGGACGCUGCGAUGGACCAAAACAAUGACACGUGCAGUAUUUACCACAUGAACGAGGCCGUGCGGUUGAAAGUGCGAUAUGUCGUCACCGAGCACUUGCUGGCGUCGAGACAGGAUGGGGGCGACUAUAACCCAACGAGGCAUACGGUAAAGACGACGUUCGACUGGAGUUUCUACUCGGACGUAUCUCGCGCACAGCUUGUGGACUGGCAUAUCACGAAAGCGACUCCAUUUAAAGUUGAGCCGAUAGCGAGCAAGUGA